AUGGACGCAACUAAUUUUAAUAACGACAAACUUGAAGUGGCCGAAAAGUUUGAAUGUAAUCUUAGUCGGGCCAUGUCAGUAGCGUCAAGGACUCAAACACCACAAAAUAAAAAUUAUUUAAUAACAAAAACUGAAAACAAAACGGCCGAAAAGUUUGAAUGUAAUCUUAGUCGGGCCAUGUCAGUAGCGUCAAGGACUCAAACACCACAAAAUAAAAAUUAUUUAGUAACAAAAACUGAAAACAAAACGGCCGAAAAGUUUGAAUGUAAUCUUAGUCGGGUCAUGUCAGUAGCGUCAAAUACUCGAACACCACAAAAUAAAAAUUAUUUAGUAACAAAAACUGAAAAAAAAACGGCCGAAAAGUUUGAAGAUAAUCUUAAUCGGGUCAUGUCAAGGACUCAAUCGCCACAAACUAAAAAUUAUUUAGCUAAAAAGAGUGGCGGUGGAAUACAAAAACGUGCGUUCGUACCAACAGUACCAAAGCCUUUCAAAUUUUAUACUGAAUUGCGGGCCAGUAAAUCUCGUAAUAAAGAAAAUUCCCCCAAAUCACCACUUUUAGAAAAUCCAACCAGAUUCGAUGCUAAGUCUGGUAAAGUACGUUCAAAUACCUUAACUGUACCAAAAUCUCCGUACUUGCGCAUUAAAGAUAGUAUAUUACCUACAGAAGAACGCGAAAUACCAAAAGUACCAAAGCCAAAGCUGACUGAACCAUAUUCACCGGUCAUAACAAAACCUAAGACACUCCAUGCACAAUCUCUCCUCAAUUUUGAGCCCGAAAUUCAUAGAAAACCUGAAUGUCCUCCACCAACAGAACCAAUUGGUUUUUCUGAUAAUCGUAUAGAAGAACGUCAUAUUUAUGGCGAACACAAAAGAUUCCGAGAGAAGGAAGUUGAGGAACAAAGAAUAGCAAAGAUCAGGAAGGAAGAGCCACUCCAUGCACAACCUCUCCUCAAUUUUGAGCCCGAAAUUCCUAGGAAACCUGAAUGUCCUCUACCAACAGAACCAAUUGGUUUUUCUGAUACUCGUAUGGAAGAACGUCAUAUUUCUGACGAACACAGAAGAUUCCGAGAGAAGGAAACUGAGGAACAAAGAAUAUUAAAGAUCAGGGAGGAAGAGCCUCUCCUCAAUUUUGAGCCAGAAAUUCCUAGGAAACCUGAAUGUCCUCCACCAACAGAACCAAUUGGUUUUUCUGAUACUAUGGAAGAACGUCAUAUUUCUGACGAACACAGGAGAUUCCGAGAGAAGGAAGCUGAUGAACAAAGAAUAUCAAAGAUCAGGGAGGAAGAGGUACGCAAUGCGAUAAAUAUACAACCGUUGGCAAGACCAAUUUCUCCCAUGAUCGGUGAAAAAUACAUGAAAUUGUUGAAUAAUUACGAAUACUCUUUUAGAGAUUCGUUAUUUGAUCUUGAUAAUAUAGAUAACAUCAACGACCCGAUACUUCAUUUAUAUCAAAUAACAGGCGUUUAUGCACUAACGCCAAUUUAUGAAUGCGAGACUACUGAAUGA
Molecule: messenger RNA, 1506 nt
Organism: Rhizophagus irregularis DAOM 181602=DAOM 197198
Lineage: Eukaryota; Fungi; Glomeromycota; Glomeromycetes; Glomerales; Glomeraceae
Source: RefSeq, a predicted model, not a curated record